Cynara cardunculus var. scolymus (artichoke) is the source of this 2676-nucleotide messenger RNA. RefSeq names its product vesicle-fusing ATPase-like. Gene Ontology annotation, cellular component: Golgi stack. The record is from RefSeq and is a predicted model, not a curated record. The coding region runs from base 112 to 2328 and encodes 738 amino acids. NCBI's taxonomy places the organism in Eukaryota, Viridiplantae, Streptophyta, Magnoliopsida, Asterales, Asteraceae. Gene Ontology annotation, biological process: intra-Golgi vesicle-mediated transport; Golgi to plasma membrane protein transport; SNARE complex disassembly. Gene Ontology annotation, molecular function: ATP hydrolysis activity; ATP binding. The transcript has 21 exons.
GAAACGUCAAACCCGAUUCCUUCAUCCUUCACCCCAUUUCUAUUUCGUUUCCAUAUUUUUCUUCUGUACUCGGUUCCGAAAAGUAGCCACUGAUCUCUCUGUAUAUCGGCAAUGGCGGGAAGAUCAGGAUCCAAGACGAUGAUCGUCACAAACACACCGGCCAAAGAUCUCGCAUAUACUAACUGCGCUUAUUGUUCCCCUUCCGAUGUUCGUCAGUUUCUUCUUCCUGGAUCCAAUAUCGCUCUUGCUCUUGUUGGAGAUGUGUUCGUUCUCUCUAUAGCUGCCUAUGAUACCAUACAAAGUGGGCAAAUUGGGCUUAAUGCCAUUCAACGACGUCAUGCAAGAGUUUCGACUGGAGAUCCAGUAUCCGUUUGCAGGUUUAUUCCACCUGAAGAUUUCAAUAUUGCAUUACUUACACUUGAGUUGGAAUUUGUGAAGAAAGGAAAUAAAGAAGAGCAGGUUGAUGCUGUUCUUUUAGCCCAACAGCUUCGUAAAAGAUUUGUUAACCAGGUUCUGACUUCAGGCCAACGGGUGACUUUUGAGUAUCAUGGCAAUGGCUUUAUCUUCACAGUCACCCAGGUGACUGUGGAAGGGCAGGACAAAUCAAACAACAUUGAAAGAGGCAUGCUAGUAUCUGAUUCAUACAUUGUAUUUGAAGCAUCCAAUUCUAGUGGGAUAAAGAUUAUCAAUCAGCGGGAGGCUGCUAGCAGCAACAUUUUCAGGCACAAGGAGUUUAACCUUCAAUCACUUGGCAUAGGUGGCCUAAGCGCUGAAUUUGCGGACAUUUUUAGAAGAGCAUUUGCCUCUAGGGUUUUCCCUCCACAUGUGGCAAGCAAAUUGGGAGUAAAGCACGUCAAGGGAAUGCUGCUAUUUGGUCCCCCUGGGACUGGGAAGACUCUAAUGGCUCGUCAAAUUGGAAAGAUGUUGAAUGGAAGGGAUCCAAAGAUUGUAAAUGGACCCGAAGUGCUGAGUAAAUUUGUUGGUGAAACUGAGAAGAAUGUAAGGGACUUAUUUGCGGACGCUGAACAAGAUCAAAAAACACGAGGGGAUCAAAGUGACUUGCAUGUGAUCAUUUUUGAUGAAAUUGAUGCAAUUUGUAAGUCUAGAGGUUCAACUCGAGAUGGCACAGGAGUGCACGAUAGCAUUGUCAACCAACUCCUUACAAAGAUAGAUGGUGUGGAAGCGCUGAACAAUGUGUUGCUCAUCGGUAUGACAAACAGGAAGGAUUUGCUUGAUGAAGCUCUUUUGAGGCCUGGUCGUUUGGAAGUCCAAGUGGAGAUCAGCCUUCCUGAUGAGAAUGGCCGCUUACAAAUUCUCCAGAUUCAUACAAAUAAGAUGAAAGAGAAUUCUUUUUUAGCUCCAGAUGUGAACUUGCAAGAGCUUGCUGCACGAACAAAGAACUACAGUGGAGCAGAACUUGAAGGUGUUGUGAAAAGUGCUGUUUCUUAUGCACUGAAUCGGCAGCUAAGCCUUGAUGAUCUUACCAAACCAGUAGAUGAGGAGAGUAUAAAAGUCACAAUGGAUGAUUUCGUGAAUGCUCUUCAUGAAGUUAUUCCUUCAUUUGGUGCUUCCAUGGACGACCUUGAACGUUGCAGACUCAAUGGAAUAGUUGAUUGUGGUCAGCGACAUGAUCAUAUCUUCAAAAGAACUAUGUUAUUAACGGAGCAAGUUAAAGUUAGCAGAGGUAGUCCGCUUGUCACAGUUCUUCUGGAAGGCCCAAGUGGCAGUGGUAAGACUGCAAUGGCAGCUACUGUAGGUAUUGGUAGUGAUUUUCCCUAUGUCAAGAUUAUUUCAGCUGAAUCGAUGAUUGGCCUCAGUGAAGCCAGUAAAUGCGCACAGAUUGUGAAGGUAUUUGAGGAUGCUUACAAGUCAACACUGAGCAUUAUUGUUCUUGAUGAUAUUGAAAGGCUACUGGAAUAUGUUGCCAUUGGACCUCGCUUUUCCAACUUGAUUUCUCAGACGUUGAUGGUCCUUCUCAAACGGCUUCCUCCAAAGGGUAAAAAUAUGCUGGUGAUUGGAACAACAAGUGAGGUGUCUUUCCUGGAUUCGGUUGGCAUUUGUGAUGCUUUCUCGGUCACUUACCAUGUUCCUACAUUGAAGACCGAAGAUGCUAAAAAGGUGUUGCAACAAAUCAAAGUGUUUUCAGACGAUGAUAUUGAUGCUGCGGCCGAGGCCCUAAAUGAUAUGCCGAUCAAGAGACUAUAUAUGGUGGUAGAGAUGGCGGCACAGGGAGAGUAUGGUGGAGGCGCGGAAGCAAUCUACUCCGGCAAGGAAACAAUUCAAAUUUCACAUUUCUAUGAUUGCCUCCAGGAUAUCGUCCGCUACUAGUGUAUGUCGUGUAUGCUUCUUAUCUCUAUAUACACCUGCUUUCGUUUUCUACACAAUACUCGAAUUUUGUAUCUUGGCUUGUAUACUUUCCCCCCACGGCAUAUUUCGGCAGCAGAGUUUAGAAAGAAAAAAAACCAUCAAUUUUUUUUUAACUUUUGUUAACGUUGUGUGUGAAGAGUAGACCGAUUGAUAGCUACUUGGUCUGUGUUGUUGGUAUUGAUAGUCUUCUGUUUAUUUGUUUUAAGAGCUCGAAAAUCGGUCAUUGGUUGUGAUUUUUAUGAUGGAUUAUUGAUUAUUUGUUGUUCAAGCUUUUAAGGUAUAUAUGAGAAUUUUUAUAUACGUUGGAUU